AUGUAACAUAAUUUUUCUAAGAAAUUAGAAGAAUUCCAAGAUCUUGAUCCAAGUGAAUAGUUUCCUUAAAGAAGAGUUUCUAAAACAAUAGUUUACUAAAACAGUUAAUCAAUAUAAGAAGAAGAUGAAGAGCAAUCUUCUUCUAAUUUUUAAUAACCAAAACCAAAAUUACCUUACAUGAAUUCUUCAAUUUAAUAGCCUUGUGAACAAAGUGGAAGUGACAUGAAAGUUCCAACUGUAUAUACAAAUAUAUAAUCGAUUAAAAGUUUUGAGAAAAACUUGUUUCAAUAAGAAUCAAAAAAGUAUGAUUUGUUUCUUAUAUAUUUUUAGUAGUAAACUAAUAGAAAUUUCAGGAUUUGAUAGUGAAAGAUAAUCUCCACAAUCAGAUUAUGUAUUUAUAUAUAUUAAAUUAGAUCGAGUCUUAUUUAGUCGAUAGAAAUAAGUCUUCUACGAUUAAUUCUUAGCAUAUUAAAGCUAUAAUUAAUAGAUUUGCAUAAAGAAUGAAAAGAAAAGUGGAUUUGAAUAGAUUAAAAGAUUUUACAUUAAUAGAUAAUUAAUCAUAAUGUAAUACUGAAUAAUAAAUAAUAGUCAAUCCAUAAGUUUACAAAUGGUUUACAAAUCUUUACUUUAUUUUAAGUUCAAUCAUUAAUAUAAUCUCAAUUAUAACGAUACCAUUAUAAAUUGUUGAAGAAUUAAGAUUUAAAAAUUUAGCUUACAUUACUCACUGUUUAGUCAUUCUCUAAAUUUUAGCAGAUCUUUAUUUUAAAAGAGGACCUUUUCAUUUAAAAGAGGGUAACUUUAAUAAUUAAUUUGUGAAUGAAUAAAAAUUAGCCUUAGACUUAUUCAGAAUAAUUUUUGCUAUCCUAUUAGUUUUUGCUUAUUAUUAUUAUAAUUUGAAAUAUCUAAUUAUUCCGUAUUUCAUUUUAUAAUUGAUAAGAUAAGCUGAAUGCUUCGAAAACAUUUACACAUCAAUUUAGCUCAUUUUUUAUAUUAUUAUUUUAUGGCUUACCAUAAUAAUGUCUUUUGUUUGUCUCUUUGAAUCUGAAUAAUAAGAUAUAUAUUAUUCAUUUACUAUUGCUAUUUCUAUUCUUACUCAUAAUGGAAUUAUUGUUAUAGAUGUUACUCCUUCAAAUUCUUUACUACUACAAGUUUAUAUGAUUAUUAGUUCAUUAACCAUGAUUUAUACUGCUUCCAUUAUUUUCAUUUGGAUUAAACCAGCUAUUAAAUUAUAAUAAGAAAAAGAGCAACAUUUGGCUUCGUUUCUUUAAGGAAUUAAAAACAAAAAUAUUGAUUAUGGAUUAUAAUGCAGAUCCUACUCAUAUCUUGAGUAUAUUGUUGAUGUAAAUUGGAUUCUCAGAUUUAGGAAGACAUCAUGAAAACCCGCGAUCUUUUGACUAAAAAAUUAUCACCUGCACUUUAAGAAGAAUUACAAGUUUCCAUACGAUCCAAAAUGGUAGAAAAAAUAAAACUCUUUAAAAAGUUUUCCUCUAGUCUUAGAUAGUAAUUGAUCUAUUGGUUUGAAAUCUCUACCUAUAAUCCAGAAGAAAAUAUUGUCUAAGUAAUAAAUACAAGUAAUUCUUAGGAACAUUAAGUUGAAGACUUCUGUUUAUAUUAUAUCUUAAAAGGAAAAGUUAAAAUAUAAUUUCAAGGUUAAUAUUAAGGAAAACCUAAAAGAACAUUUCACACACUUAUAGAAGGUUAGACUUUUGGUGAAUUUUCGUUUAUUAGUGGAAUUCCAUCUUAUAUUUCAUUAAAUAGUGAAGGAUUGACAACAGUUUUGAGAUUGAGAAGAUCUGAUUUUUUAGAAAUUAUUAAGAGUUUUCCUCAAGAUAAUGAAAUCUUUUGUUAUUAUAAAGAAAACUGUAAUCAAAAUCAUAAUAUGUUUGAAUGUCAUUAUUGUAAAAUUAAAGGACAUAUGCUUUUUGAAUGUUAAUACUUGUAAUAUUAUCCAUAAAAAGUUAAUGUUAUUGAAAAAUAUUUAUAUCCUCAUGUACAAUAACGAAUAAAAUCUGAAAGGCGUAUUAAAUCGCCAAAAACCUUAUUAAUGGUAUUUGUUGUAGGUGAAAGUGCAAAGUAAUUUCAGUAAAAAUUGUCUUAGGAAUAUAUGACAUCAGAAGAUUUUCCAAUGUCUUCAUAACUUCCAUAUAGUGAAAGUAUUAAUAAAAUUGAUAUUUAUAUAUUAAAUCUAUAUAGAUUAAACCCAACAAUCAGCCAGUUAUAUAAGUAAGACACAAUCGAUCCAUAAAGGUAAUCCGGAAUAACUUAGUGAAAAUCCAGAUAGUAUUGAAGAAUAGUUAUAUGAUGAAAUGAUAAUAGAUCCAGUACUUAAUAAUCAAUUUAGAAAACAAACUAACAAAACAACUUUAAGAACAGCUGGAUUUCCAUUUAUGACAGAUAAUCUAUGUAAUGAAAUUCAUAAGCAUAUCUUAGAGAAUAUACAUAAAGAUAAAUUAUAAAUUAUUAGUGAGGUUUCAUAAAGUAAAUAGUUUGAUACUCUUAAUUCCAAACAUGAAGAUUCAAAUUAAUUAAGUAAGUAAAGCAGUGGUUCAUAAGGAUUUGCUAAAAAGAAUAAUUUAUAUUCUGCUGCUCGAUCAAUGCAUACUAAGCUAACAUUCAGAUAUCAAUAAUAAUAAUCUAAUUAGAUGGACGAAUCCGUUUAAUUUUAACAGUAAUAAAAUUCAGUCAGAUAAACAUCCAAUCGAUCUAAUACCUAUUCUAAUCCUCUUUCUAAUAACAUAUCCAAUAAUCCUUCAAUCAUAUCAAAGGUACAUACAAAAUCAGCAGCCAGAGCAUCUCCUACUUAAUUUUAAACUUAAAAAAAGAAAGAUGACAAAGGAUCUCAUAGUGAUUAAUCUUUAUCUGAACAGCGUCAUACAAAUAGAAAAAAGAGUACUAAGACAGGAACAAAAGUGAGCAUUCUAUAAUCUUAGUUCUAAGUAAUCAACACCCCUGAUGUAUUAAAGUUGAUUUAUAAAAAAGAAUCCACAUUAUUAAUAUAACGAGAUAUUUUUUAAUAGAUUUGAGAGAAUGCAUUUAUUUAAGUAUUAUAAUCCUCAUAAUAAUUAUAAUAAUGUAAUAUAAAGGUAAUGAAAUGAAUAUAUAAAAAAGAAUAAAUAAAUAUUAAAGAGUGAAAAAGGGGAAGGCUAGUCUUUAUACAAUAAAGUGUUUUGUAUCUACAAAAAUAAAACGAAUAAAGAGAUUAUUAGAAUUAUAAAUAUGA
Molecule: messenger RNA, 3220 nt
Organism: Paramecium sonneborni
Lineage: Eukaryota; Ciliophora; Oligohymenophorea; Peniculida; Parameciidae
Source: the annotation of a GenBank genome assembly